GGCUUGCUUUUGUUGUGUGUCUUACAGUGGAAAAUGAAGCUCGGAGAGCCGGAGCAGGAGGCAGUGCCAGUCCGCUGCUGCUGUUGUGGGCUGGACUGGAUUACAGAGCAAGAUCUCUACUGACAGCACAGGCAGACAAAAAGGGACUGUGAGCGAAGACAAGGGAAAGAGUCUUUUACUGAGCUAGAAAAGAUAGGGCGAGUGCUAAAAUAUAGUUGUUUUUUUUCAAUAAGCGAUAUUUUGGGUGCUAAUAGUACUGUGUGUGUGUGUGUGUGUGUGUGUGUGUGUGUGUGUGUGUCAUUAGAUGAGUGCUGGCAUGGGGCAUCAGGUUAAAGGCAUAGGUGCUUGGGAGGGAAAGGUUUAGGACCGUCAUUAUAGUAAAGGUUGAUUUACCUUUUAUUGGGAUGUUAGAAGGCAGAACAUAUGUUUGGAAGGGAUAUUUUUGAAUGGUUGCUGCAUAGUUGCCUUGUUGGAUGUGCCUUUGUUAUGUUUCCAUAUAAUUAAUAGCCAUUUCUUUUGUAAAUGGUCUUAUUGUGCAUGUUAAAAACAAUUGUGACUUUGCAGGGUGUAGCAGAUCAUUUGGGGGACUACAUGUAUGCUGCAGAAUCCAUAUGAGCUACAGUACAUGACAACCUGUGUCCAAGGAGACAAUGUAAAGUUGAAGAUGGUGGUUGACUGUGGCAGAUUGCUUUUUGUUGGUGUGGUGAUGCAGAAACAGUGUUUGAAAUGUCCACCAGCAUUUGAAGGCAUGAUUUUUCAGAGAAAUGCUCGGUAAAAAAAAAUGCAGUUUGUUGAUUCAGUUUUCUUCCACAUGGAAUACCAUUUCUGUGAUGUAAUGGCUAAAAAUUAAUAUCCUGGACACAUAGGGAAGCCAUAUGUGUUUUUAGACUACAAUGCCAGAGUGACUUUCAGUGGCUUUAGGCCUAGACUGUAGGCUAGGUUUGGAAAAUGAUCCAGAAUAAGACUGCAAGCUGUUGAAUGUUGCAUCCUAAUAUCAUAAAGCAGCCAGAUGCCUUCAGUGUCAGACAGUGAAGAUAUGCCAUGCUAAAGGACAUAGUGAAGUGCAGGAUGGCAUUAUCAAAAGGUCUUGGCAUUUGUCUUGAUUUCUUUACAGUGUGUGUAAAACCUUAAGGACAUCUCCCUGUUGAAUUAGAUCUGCCUUCAUUCAUGAAAGAGAGAGAAAUAUUGCUGGUUUUGAUUUGUGGAAUAUGUGAGUGAGAUAUUAAGACCAAGGUGAUAUUUUAAAAGAAUUCAAUGAAUUUGUAAAUUUAGACAGAUAAUGAAAUAUGGAUAUGAAUGCCACUGAAAUGAGGGAGUUUGCUGACCUUGGGUAAGAGGAGUAGGUUCCUGGAGAAGAAAGAUGUGGCGUCACCUGCUCAACUCACCGUGGCGGGACAUGUUCACUGAGCAGAUAUUUGCUUUAACUUGAAAAGCCCUUCCUCUGGCAGAAUUGACAGCUUGGUGAUAACGUGUUUAAUAGAUCAUUUUACACCUCUUGUCGUAGGAUUUGAUGGACUGCCUUUGGGGAUCUUUGCUUGGAACCUAGCUGGUUCAGUGACUCAAUGCAGUUUUGCGUAUCCAAAAAAAGGUUUCAUCUGUUGGAUAUUACAUGGUUACCUUGGAUCUAAUAGAUUAAGAACAUUCGCUUGGAUAUUGCGGAGAUUCUCCUCUGGGAUUUUUACACGAGUGGAGGUCAAGCAGUGCCAGUGUUUGGCCCUUGAAGAGUGUGAUUCUCUGUAAGAGGUGGGUUUAUCUGGAUGUUUCCCAUGAAGGACAUGGAUGGCCCUCGAUCCAGUGGCCUCCGCAAGAAGAGGAAGUCAAGGUCAGUGAGGGAUCGGGACCGGAGAUCAAAUGGGAUAAGGAACAACCAUGUCAAGGGCUCCGUCUCUCGCUUCUCCUCCGACUCAGAGCGGGAGGGUGACAGGGAGCCUUCCUCAUCCCGCCCUCGACCCCCGCGAAGAAAGCGAAAGGAGUCUACUUCUGCUGAAGAGGACAUCAUUGACGGCUUCUCCAUCACAGGCUUUGUGACCCUGGAGGCUCUGGAGAAGAACUUGACACUGAAGCCCCAGGAGUGCCGAGACAACCAGGCAGGGCCCCUACACAAGAAAAAGGCUGCCAGGGUCCCCAACGGCCUGAGCCUGGAGCCCUGCAAGAACAAUCACCACCACCAGCAGGCUUCCGACCAGGAGAACAACCCCCGCCUGGCGCACACACAAGGCAAGAGGAAGAAGAAACACCUGAACAAGAAACACACAACGCUGAAGCCAGGGCAGAACAACUGUAAGGACAGCGACAGCGAGAGUGUAAGCGGAGAGUCCAAGCCUUCCAUCAGGAGCAGCUCCAGAGGCAGGCUGACAGAUUGUGACACAGAGAGUGACCAAGACGACAAGGUCUCCGAUGCCAGCUCAGAGAAAUUUUUCAGCACAGCUGCAGUUAAAGUUCCAGAUUUUGGCAUCCAUGUGCUCUCCACCAAUGACAGCCAGGAGCCUCAUGGCCCAGGCCUCCUCAAGGUGUCAGGCCUAGAGCGCAGUCAGGAGAGGAGCCAGGAGACCUGCAGGGACCCCCAACCCCUUGCAUCCAGCACCCGCAGUCAGCCUCUGCCCCCCAAAGCCCUGCCCCAGCCGUCUGUCCCCCAGCCCCUGUCCCCUCAUCGGACCCAGACAAACUGCCCUACCCAGGCUCCGGCCUCCACAAACCUGCCCCCACGCUCAGAGGCUCUCCCCAGGCCUCAGACGCCCGCAGCCCUGCCUCUCGCCCAGGGCCAAGAGCCCUCGCCGCCCCCCCCUCCCCGGCCCCAGCACCAGCCUGAACUGCUGUCCCACCCCCGGCCUCCGCCAACGCCCAGCCUUCACCCACACCCACCGUCGCCUGCCCUCCCCACCCAUCACCCUCACCAACAGCACCCGAGUCAGGCCGGGCCCCACCGGCCCCCGUCGCGCUGCCACCCCCGGCCCCUUUCUGCCUACAACGGCCUCCACCUCAACGGUCACAGCAGCAGCAGGAGCAGCACCCCAGGCACCAAGCCCCACGGGCCCCCUGCUCCCUCUUUACACCUUCCCCACCACCCGCCUCCUCCUGCCGCCGCAGCAGCAGCAGCCUCCACCUUCCCGCUGCCCUUGGCGGCUAACCAGAACACCCCCCACAGCUUCCCCCCUGCCUUGCAGUCCUCGCCACACCCACACCACCCCAAUAUGUUCGCUCCUCCAGCGGCCUUGCCUCCACCACCACCACUUACGUCUAGCACCCUGCCAGUCCCCGGACAUCCUGCUGCUGGGAGCGCCUACUCAGAGCAAGACCUUCUGCGCCAGGAGCUCAACACCCGUUUCCUGGCCUCCCAGAACGCCGACCGUGGCGCCUCGCUGGGCCCACCGCCCUACCUGCGCACAGAGUUCCACCAGCACCAACAUCAGCAUCAGCACCAGCAUCAGCACCAACACACCCACCAGCACACCCACCAGCACACCUUCACGCCCUUCCCCCACGCCAUCAUGCCCACCCCAGCACCGCCCAUGGUGCGUACCCCUGCCAGAAAUUUUGAAAAAUACCCAACAAAAGUUGACCCCUUCUACAGACACAGUCUCUUUCACUCCUACCCACCGGCCAUGUCUGGCCUUCCUCCCGUCAUCCCCCCGACCGGGCCCUUCGGCUCGCUGCAGGGCGCCUUUCAGCCCAAGACCUCUAAUCCACUCGAUGUGGCCACAAGACCUGGAGGCGUCCCACACACAUUCUUGCAGAAGGACCCCAGGCUAACAGAUCCAUUUCGGCCCGUUCUCAGGAAACCAGGGAAGUGGUGCGCCAUGCACGUCCACAUCGCCUGGCAGAUAUACCACCACCAACAGAAAGUAAAGCAGCAGAUGCAGGUCGACCCUCACAAACUAGACUUUGGCCUCAAGCCCGAGUUCCUGAGUCGACCUCCGGGCCCCAGCCUUUUCGGCGCCAUCCAUCACCCCAGCGACUUGGCACGGCCUGCCACACUCUUCUCUGCCGCAGGUCCCGCGCACCCGUCGGCUGGUCCUUUCGGUCAUCCGCCCCACCAUCCUGGAAACUUCCUCGCCCCGGCAUCUCACUUGGAACCUUUCGGUAGGCCCGCGUCGUUUGGAGGACUGGGAUCCCUCAGUUCGUCGGCCUUCGGGGGACUGGGCAAUCCGGCGCUAAAAUCCCUAACAGCGGCCAACUCGGUGUUCGGCCAUAAAGAUGGCCCCAACGCGCAGCAGCACUUCAACGGCAGCGGCCACCAGGAGCCGUGGAACCGCCUGCACCGCACUCCGCCCUCCUUCCCCACGCCGCCGCCCUGGCUGAAACCCGGAGACUCCGAGAGGAGCGCCUCGGCCGGCUCGCACGAGAGGGACCGAGACUCUGACAAACGGGACUCGGUCGGUAAAGACGACAAAGACAGGGACUCUGUGGAAAAGCGCCAUCCGAGCCAUCCGUCCCCGGUUCCCAUCAACCCCGUCGGCCUCCUCGGCCACGCCCGGCCCCCCGAGCACCACAGGAACCACCUGCCCCCCGCUUCUGGAGAGCCUCAGCGAGACAAGGAAAACAAGGCCAAAGACCGGGAGAGGGAGCACCCAGACUCCUGGAAAGACAAUGGCACGGAUGACCGCAAGCACGGCGACAAGGACGCGCCCGUCGUCCGAGCGUCAGAGGACAAAGCGUCCAACGGGGGAGCGCCGUCGCCCUACGUCCGGCAGACCGGCCUCGAGCGUCCCAACGGCGGGCUGAGCAGGGAGGUUCUGGACAAAAAGGUAGAGCUGCCGUACGAGCACCAGAAGAAGAACAGCGAGGUGAAGGUAAAGGAGGAGAGGAAGGAGGAGCAGGACGGAGCCACAGAGAGGGCAAGCGAGCACCCGACGCAUGCACCCUCCACGCCAAACCUCCACCCUCCCUCCUCAAUGCCCAUGCCCAUGAGCGUGGCUGGCGUUCACCCCAUCAACAGCAUCAGUAGUCUGGAGAGAACUCGAGUGGUGGCACCCUUCAUGGGUAUCAGCCCUAUCCCGGGAGCUGACAGGUUCCCUUACCCUGCCUUCCAUUGGGACCCCAUGAGGGACCCCUACAGGGGCCUGGACAUUCACAGACGGGACCUGUUGCUAAGGAAUGACCCCCUGCACCGGCUGGCGGCGCCUCGCCUCUACGAGGCUGAGCGCUCCUAUAGGGACCGCGAGCCUCAUGACUUUAAUCGUGAUCACAUCCACCCUCUGGCCCUGGAGCAGAGGAGGGAGCAUGAGCGCGCCCAUCUGGAGGAGCGCGAGCGCCUCAACAUGCUCAGGGAGGACUAUGAGCACGGGCGGCUCCACCCCGCGAUGCACCAUCCCGCCCUAGACGGACACCUCCCGCACCCCGCCCAGGGCCUCAUGGCCCCCGGACUCCCCGGCAUGCACUACUCGAGGGUCAGUCCCUCGGCUGCAGCGGCCCAUCAGAACGGUAUCCUUAACAAAACGCCGCCCGCCGCCUCUCUGAGUGCCCCGCCCCCUCUCAUCCCCACACUGGGCGCCAGGCCCGGCUCACCCAGACGGACUACUCCCCUGACCGCAGAUAUCAGAGACAGAGCGGCUCACAAAGACAUCGAGGCGCGGUGAGCUCUGACUCGGCGCCCCUGCGGCCCCGCGCCUCGCUAACACUGAACUCGCACCGAGCACUUAGCUUUGGGCAAAGCAAGACUGUAACAUAGCUGUGAAUAACUUAUGUGGGGCAGAGACGUGCCCGCACAAUGAAUUGUUUUUGUAUAAAACUAGAAAGAGACAAUAAUCGUGGAACAAAACAAAAAGAGAUUUUUUUUUCCCGUUUGCUCCAACUUUUUGUGUGCAUUCUUUAUCUGGUAUAGCAAAGUAAGAAUGAACAAUUUUGGAAUGUACAGGUACUCUAGCACUGACAGACAGCAAAGUGUGUACGGUCGCUGUGCUCACCCUGUAUGGAUUAAAAAUCAUGGUACAAAUAUGCAAAAGGGUGUUUGGAAAGCUUUACUUUGAACACGUAAAUAGAGUAUUACAGCAGUGCUUCAGAAUGUGCUUUUUGCCAUUUCCUUUUUGUUUUGUUUUUUCAGUUGACGCAGCCGAUUAGCAUUGUACCAGAGACCCCGUAUUCAACUAUGCAACAAAUGUCUGGGCUCCCUUUCUGAAAGCUGGCCUUCUCACCACUACCGACUGUGUAACAAUUAAGGACAAACGGCUGUAUUCUCUCCGCGACUCGGACGCGCGUUAGAUCCAUGCAAACGGAUACAAGCUUUAACUGAUCCGCGCGGGGGUUGUAGGUAGCAAUUUGGAUUAAACAAAAAGGUAAUGUUUUGAGAAUUACUUUCUCAGUUGUGGCGACAAUCCUAGAAAUGCAUUUUAAAGAUUUCCAAUGUUGAGAGCUAGCAGCACAAACUUUUUUUCCCACACUUGACCAGUCUGGUUCUGGGGAGAAUGCGGCACAUUAAACACCGUGACAGCACAUUUGCCCCAUUGAAGGAGUGUAAAGUACAUGUUUUGGAAAUUUGGUUCUGUUGGUCAAACAGUGUAUUAAAGUGCUUUCUUGAGUUGUUGUAAAAACUACAAAAUCAAAAGACAAAAAAGCAAGUCUAAACUAUGGACAGUUUGUUUCUAAUGAGCAGAGAUCUAUUUUAGUAGUCCACUGAAGGUUUAGUUGUGCGCUUCAAACUCUGUGAUAUCAUGUCGUGCAGUGUUUUUUAAUCCAACGUAAAAAUGUCCACCGGAGCCAUAGUGGUUAGUCGAUGCGUAUUGCAAAAAGAUUGUUGAGAGAAUUUUUUUUGCUGUUAACCGUGUACAGGGGAAAAAAGUAAAGUCUUUCUAGAUCGUGUACAAAAAUGAGGAAAAAAAUGAAGCGACUGAAUCUUCAGCAUGCUCCUCAUUUAAACUUGUGUUAUGUAAAUUGUGCCAUGUUAUUAAAAAAUGUGUACUAACCCUG
Molecule: messenger RNA, 6903 nt
Organism: Sander lucioperca (pikeperch)
Lineage: Eukaryota; Metazoa; Chordata; Actinopteri; Perciformes; Percidae
Gene: auts2a
Product: activator of transcription and developmental regulator AUTS2 a
Exons: 19
Coding region: 1758-5576 (1272 amino acids)
Source: RefSeq, a predicted model, not a curated record